AUGCCUAUCUUUUGCUUCGGAAAUAGCUUCAAACACAGCUUCAGAAGGAGACUCCGCAAGAAAUCCCCCAACAAGACGGAUGAGAAGCGAUCGGACGAUUGCUCGCCGAGCCCAGAAUUGCCUGUCGUCGCUCAAGUCGCUCCCCAGGAACCAGAAGAUCUAUGGAUGAGAGCAGAAUGGCGGCUCAAGCAGAAUGAAACGACGAACAAGAUUUUAACGGCAUCGGCCGAAAUCCUUGAAAACCACCUUGGACUGAAUGUUCAGACAGAUGGGAUAACCGACCGAGAACUCUGUGGUUUCCUGGAAACUAAGAAUCGCGAGCUGGAAGGGAAGAAGUGGGUGGUUCAGUUUGGCGGUCACAAGAUGGGAGUCGAGGAACAGCUCACAAGAGCAUUCCGAAAUGUCUUGAUGGUCAAGGAUGUAUUUACUACAGCCGCAUCUGCAAGCCCGCCAGCCGCAAUAGCCUGCGCCGGUGUUACUGUUGGUCUUCUGAGUUUCACUUCCCUGAUACGAGACGCGGACAUCAAGCAAAGGCUUGACCGGAAUGACAAGCGCGUGCCUGGUACAUGUGACUGGUUUACCAGCCAUGACCAGUUCCACAACUGGGAGCGGAGCGAUCACUCCAGCCUUCUAUGGGUUUCAGCCGAUCCAGGGUGCGGGAAGUCAGUAUUGACAAAGUACUUGGUUGAUGAGUUCCUUCCCAACCCUACAAGAACAGUUUGUUACUUCUUUUUCAAGGACGACUUUUCCGAUCAGAAGUGCGCCUCAAAUGCACUUGCCGCAAUCUUACGCCAACUUUUCAUGGCGCAGCCACACUUGCUACCUGAUUAUGUCAUGGACAAGCUGGAUACGGAUGGAGACAAGCUUAUUAGAUCCUUCAGUGACUUAUGGAAUAUCUUGAUGACCAUUGCAGCUGGGCAGAAUGUUGGUGAAAUUAUCUGCAUCUUGGAUGCCUUGGACGAGUGCCAAAGCGAUGACCGCAUGCAGCUCAUUGAAGCCGUGAGAGACUUUUACUCGCCUGACGUCAAGAGGCACAAUCUUAAGUUCCUCAUCACGAGUAGACCGUAUGACCAUAUUCGCCGCGGUUUCCACAAGCUGGAGGCUCGACUGCCCACAAUCCAUUUAAGCGGUGAAGAUGAAGUCGAGGUCAAGAAAAUUUCACGCGAGAUAGACUUGGUCAUUGAAAAGCGGGUUAGGGAUAUCAGUGCGCCAAGGAAUCUAAAGUCCGAUCAGCUUGAAUCUCUUCAGAGACAGCUCACUUCUGUUCCCAAUUGCAUGUAUUUGUGGGUCAGCCUUACAUUGAAUGUCAUCGAGAACAUGACAGAGUUCACAAACGGAGAGAUCCAUAAAGUGAUUCACCAUGUACCCCAAAAUGUCAAUGAAGCUUAUAACAAGAUCCUGAAUCGGAGCCCUAACCCUAAAAAGGCCGAGAGACUACUGCACAUUAUCACUGCACCAAGACGACCAUUGUCUCUUAGAGAAGUUUCUGUGGCUUUGGCGUUUAGUGCAGGGGCCCAUCAUUCCAUCGGGGACAUCUGUGAUCACAUCGAAACGGACGACCAACGAAUCCAAACAACCAUCAGAGAUCUUUGUGGACUCUUUCUGGUGGUGGUAGACUCGAAUGUUUAUUUUCUCCACCAGACUGCAAAGGAGUUCUUAGUGCGGAAUGACUCUGCAGAACCUGUGGACUCUCAAAUGGAUAGAUGGGAGCAUUCCUUGCUGCCGGAAACGUCUCACCAGAUCUUCACAGAAGCCUGCACAUUAUAUUUGGUCCAAAGAAACAUCGCAGAAGGCCCCUUGUGCACAUUCCUGGACUAUGCAGCAUGUAAUUGGGUACCCCAUUUUUGUGCAGCCAGCAUACAAAGCAAGGAUCCAGUAGUGAAACGAGGACUCAUCCUCUGUGAACCGGGAUCGGAGGUUUAUGAGACAUGGUCCAAUAGGUAUAGAGCUGCAAAAUGGAGCUUUCUAAUUCCACCAAAUGCAAGCUCCCUUAUCAUUGCAUCUUAUUUGGGGCUUGCAGCAAUUGUACAUCAGCUCCUUGAGAUUGGAAGAGUGGAUUUGGACUCCAAGGAUUCUAAUGGUCUGACACCUUUAUUAUAUGCCGCAGGGAGUGGACAUGAGGCAGUGGUGAAGCUGCUGCUUGAUACUGGAAAAGUAGAUAUGGACUCCAAGAAUUCUGAUGGUCGGACACCUUUAUCAUAUGCCGCAUGGAAUGGACAUGAGGCAGUGGUGAAGCUCCUCUGUCAUGCUAAGGAAGGGGGCAUCUUAGUGGCGAAUCACCAGCAAGUCGAUACCGAUACCAAGACAUUUACGCCAACAUGUUGUGGAGUUGUUCACGCUAUGAUGGAUGUUGUAGGCCUAGGGCUUGAAAAAUCGAUAUGCAUAUCCGCCAUGGUGAGGGUAAUUUUAUCUGCGAGUGAUAAGGUCUGCAAUGGCUUUUUCCCAAUCUACGAUUCUCGUACGAAAGAAAUCGAAGGGCUGUCGAUUACAGUUUCCAGUAGCCACAACGCUGAGAAAAGUCAACGACAUCCACUCAUAAAGGUUGGAAUUGGUUUAAGAAGAACGCAAGGGCCUUCUUUAGACUCCCUAGAGCAAGAUAUCAAGAACAAAACAGCAUUGAAAUGCAGAGAAGAGCUUGCUGCAAUGGCGUGCCAUAGAUUGCAGUGUCUACGAGUCAAGCAGUAG
Molecule: messenger RNA, 2685 nt
Organism: Aspergillus glaucus CBS 516.65
Lineage: Eukaryota; Fungi; Ascomycota; Eurotiomycetes; Eurotiales; Aspergillaceae
Exons: 6
Coding region: 1-2685 (894 amino acids)
Molecular function (GO): protein binding
Source: RefSeq, a predicted model, not a curated record